Molecule: messenger RNA, 1875 nt
Organism: Andrographis paniculata
Lineage: Eukaryota; Viridiplantae; Streptophyta; Magnoliopsida; Lamiales; Acanthaceae
Product: putative pentatricopeptide repeat-containing protein At3g49142
Exons: 2
Biological process (GO): RNA modification
Molecular function (GO): protein binding; zinc ion binding; RNA binding
Source: RefSeq, a predicted model, not a curated record
CGAUCCUCUUCCCUGCGUUUGGGCUUCCUGAACUACAGCGCCGCUGUCUUUGUCUUCAUCUUACCAGGCUUUGGCUUCGUCGCCCUUGUAUUCAAUCGUCUUCAUCUUCCUCUUACCUGUUUUUUCUGUCGUUUUCGUGUGCGUUCGUCACCACUUAGCCAGAUCCAUCCUAGUCUGAUACAUUCCCCUGCUUUGAAGAAAGGGCUUGACUCGACUCUGUUUACCGGGAAUGGUUUGAUCGCAAUGUACAGCAAAUGUGGAAGUUUAAUGGAGGGGAGACGGGUUCUUGAUGAAAUGCCGUAUAGGGACAUUGUGUCGUGGAACUCUUUGGUGGCUGGGUAUGCCCAGAAUCGACAGUUUGACGCAGCUCUGGAGGUUUGCAAGGAAAUGGAGGUGUUAGGUUUCAAGCCUGAUCCCGGGACCAUGGCUAGCCUGUCACCUGCUGUGACGAACAUAAGUGGCGAAAAUGUUGCAUUUGUGAAGAAUAUUUUCAUGGGCAUGGCGAAGAAGAAAUUGGUCCCGUGGAACGUAAUGAUAGCUGUGUAUGUGAAUAAUUCCAUGUCAUCUGAGGCUGUCGAUCUUUAUUUACAAAUGGAAGCCAAUGGAAUACAACCGGAUGAUAUAACAGUGGCCACGAUUCUUCCUGCCUGCGGCAAUCUCUCCGCAGCAUCCCUGGGAGAGCGAAUACACAAAUACGUUCAGAAGAAAAGGAUGCAACCGAACUUGUUGAUAGAAAAUGCGCUGAUCGAUAUGUAUGCCAAGUGCGGAUGUUUAAAAGAAGCAAGAGAUGUGUUCGACUACAUGCAAAUCAAGGAUGUGAUCUCAUGGACUUCGAUGAUGUCUGCUUACGGCCGAAGCGGGAAAGGCCGCGAAGCCAUCGAAUUAUUUGGUGAAAUGCUGGGGUUAGGCAUCGUCCCGGAUUCUAUUGCAUUUGUUUCGGUUCUUUCUGCUUGCAGCCAUGCCGGGUUGUUGUCAUCGGGCAGGUAUCAUUACAAAUUGAUGACGGAGAAGUACAAUAUAGUUCCUAGGUUAGAGCAUUUUACAUGCAUGGUUGAUUUGCUCGGGCGGGCUGGUCUGAUCGGUGAAGCUUAUACUCUUAUUUUGCAAAUGCCCCUGAAGCCGAAUGAUCGGGUUUGGGGUGCGCUGUUGAAUGCGUGCAAUGUGUACAACAAUAUGGACGUCGGGAUUAUCGCAGCCGAUCAUCUUUUCGAAUUGGCUCCACAGCAGUCGGGGUACUAUGUUCUAUUGUCGAAUAUUUAUGCCAAGGCGAGGCGAUGGAAAGAGGUGGCGUUGGUUCGGUCCCUUAUGAAAGGGCGAGGAAUCAAGAAACUACCCGGUGUGAGCAAUGUGGAGCUCGGCGAUCGCGUCCACACAUUUCUUGCGGGAGAUCAAUCGCAUCCACAGUCGGGGAGGAUCUACGAGGAGCUCGAUAUUUUAGUGGUGAAAAUGAAGGAAGCUGGAUAUGUCCCGAAAACGGAUAAUACCCUACAUGAUGUCGAGGAGGAAGAUAAGGCGAACCAUUUGGCCGUCCAUAGUGAAAAAUUGGCGAUUGUUUUUGCAAUGAUCAAUAGCGAGCCGGGGUCGCCGAUUCGGGUGACCAAGAACCUACGGGUCUGCGAGGAUUGCCACUCGGCGAUCAAGUUCAUCUCAAAGAUUGCGGAUCGACAAAUUGUGGUUAGAGAUACGAACAGGUACCACCAUUUUGAGAAUGGGAUUUGCUCGUGUGAUGAUUAUUGGUGAACCUUUUAGUCUAAAGGUAAACUAAAAAAUCAUUUUGACAAGUUCCCCACUGUUGUUAAUAAGAAAAUAUCUAUUAUUCUCUACUAAAUUGUUUAUAGAUAUGCAUGGUGUGAAUAUAAUGUAUAUAUAUGUAUU